Molecule: messenger RNA, 1252 nt
Organism: Pelecanus crispus (Dalmatian pelican)
Lineage: Eukaryota; Metazoa; Chordata; Aves; Pelecaniformes; Pelecanidae
Source: RefSeq, a predicted model, not a curated record
AGCCUGGGAUGUGUGCCAGGGUUGUUCUGCUCUGGGGGACUGUUGGCUCUUGGCCGCUAUUGCCUCUCUCACCCUGAAUGAAGAAAUUCUGGCCCGUGUUGUUCCCAAAGACCAGAGCUUCCAGGAUAAAUAUGCAGGAAUUUUCCACUUCCAGUUCUGGCAGUAUGGGGAGUGGGUGGACGUUGUGGUGGACGACAGGCUGCCCACCAAGAAUGGGGAGCUGCUCUUCGUGCACUCGGCGGAGGGCAGUGAGUUCUGGAGCGCGCUGCUGGAAAAGGCCUAUGCCAAGCUGAACGGCUCGUACGAGUGUCUCUCCGGUGGCACCACCACUGAAGGCUUUGAGGACUUCACCGGUGGAAUUGCAGAAUGGUAUGAGCUGCAGAAGGCACCACCUAACCUCUUCAAAAUCAUCCAGAAGGCACUUCAGAAAGGCUCUCUCCUUGGCUGCUCCAUUGAUAUCACUAGUGCGGCAGAGACGGAGGCAGUCACUUCCCAGAAGCUGGUAAAGGGACACGCAUACUCGGUCACCGGGGCAGAGGAGGUGAACUUCCGAGGAACAGUGCAGAAGCUGAUCAGAAUCCGAAAUCCCUGGGGGGAAGUGGAGUGGACCGGAAGGUGGAAUGACAACUGCCCAAACUGGAGUGGUGUUGACCCUGAGGUGCGGGAGCGCCUGACCAGGAGGCAUGAAGAUGGGGAAUUUUGGAUGGCGUUCAAUGACUUCUUGAGACAUUACUCCCGCCUGGAGAUCUGCAACCUGACUCCAGACACACUGGCAAGUGACAGGUACAAGAAGUGGAGCCUGCUGAAGCUGGAUGGGAACUGGAGGCGAGGAGCCACUGCAGGGGGCUGCAGGAAUUACCCAAACACUUUCUGGACGAAUCCACAGUAUUUAAUCAAGCUGGAGGAAGAUGAUGAGGAUCCUGAUGAUCCUGAGAGGGGCUGCACUUUCCUCGUUGGCCUGAUUCAGAAGCACCGGCGGAAGCAGAGGAAGAUGGGAGAGGACAUGCACACCAUCGGCUUUGCGAUUUAUGAGGUGCCCCCAGAGUUUUCUGGCCAGACAAAUAUUCAUCUCAGCAAAAACUUUUUCCUGACCAACAAAGCAAGAGAAAGAUCAAACACCUUCAUCAACCUCCGAUUUUGGUUCAAGCUCCCUGCAGGAGAAUAUAUCAUUGUGCCCUCGACCUUUGAACCCAACAAGAAUGGGGAUUUCUGUCUGCGAGUCUUCUCUGAAAAAAAUGCAAACUCCACGUAU